Molecule: messenger RNA, 1325 nt
Organism: Drosophila mauritiana
Lineage: Eukaryota; Metazoa; Arthropoda; Insecta; Diptera; Drosophilidae
Gene: Debcl
Product: bcl-2-related ovarian killer protein
Exons: 3
Coding region: 222-1121 (299 amino acids)
Biological process (GO): intrinsic apoptotic signaling pathway in response to DNA damage; regulation of apoptotic process; extrinsic apoptotic signaling pathway in absence of ligand
Cellular component (GO): mitochondrial outer membrane
Molecular function (GO): protein homodimerization activity; protein heterodimerization activity
Source: RefSeq, a predicted model, not a curated record
CUGAUCCGCUCCGCUCCCCUUCCGUGCGCUGCCCGCCGCUCCCCACCGCUCACACCCGAUCCCAUCCAAUCCAAUCCGAUCCGCUCCGCUCCGAGUGCAUAGUGCAUGCAAAGUCGCGGGGCUGGGCUUUCGGAAUUACACAACCCACAUGGGGCAGCGCCAACAAAAGCCUCAGCAGCAACAAUAGCGGGCAGCCAAGCAUUCUGUCCCCGACUUCGACCAUGGCUCCCACCACCAGUCCGCCACCCAAGCUGGCCAAGUUCAAGUCCUCGUCGCUGGACCACGAGAUCUACACGGCCAAUCGCCGCGGCACCAUUGCAACGGCCUCCAGCGACUGGAAGGCGCUCCGCGGAGGCGUCGGUGGAGGAGGAGGACCUGGUAGCGGACCCAAUCCCUCUAACGGCCGCUCUCUUCACGCCGGCGGACCCAUGACACGGGCCGCCUCCACAUCCUCGCUGGCUAGCAGUACGCGCACAAUGACCAACUACCAGGAGUACAAGAUGGAUAUCAUCAACCAGGGGAAAUGUCUGUGUGGUCAGUACAUCAGAGCGCGGCUGCGACGGGCAGGAGUCCUCAACCGGAAGGUGACACAGCGUCUGCGCAACAUCCUGGACCCCGGCUCCUCGCACGUGGUCUAUGAGGUUUUUCCGGCACUGAACAGCAUGGGCGAGGAACUGGAGCGGAUGCACCCGCGGGUGUACACAAACAUAUCGCGACAGCUGUCGAGGGCCCCGUUUGGGGAGCUGGAGGACAGCGACAUGGCGCCCAUGCUGCUCAACUUAGUUGCCAAGGAUCUUUUUCGCUCCAGCAUCACCUGGGGCAAGAUAAUCUCGAUAUUUGCCGUAUGCGGCGGCUUUGCCAUAGACUGCGUGCGCCAGGGACAUUUCGACUACCUACAGUGCCUGAUUGACGGUCUGGCUGAGAUCAUAGAGGACGACCUGGUCUACUGGCUGAUCGACAACGGCGGAUGGCUGGGCCUGUCGCGGCACAUCCGACCCCGGGUCGGCGAAUUCACGUUCUUAGGAUGGUUGACGCUGUUUGUGACCAUCUCUGCGGGCGCGUAUAUGGUCUCAAACGUGUGUCGGCGCAUUGGAGGUCAACUGUAUUCGCUGCUGUUCUAGAUUCGCCUGGGAUCGCGUCGUUUAGAAAUACAAUCGUACCAUUUAGUCAAUGAGAGCUUCGAAUCAUUCCUGCUUCCAUGGGCACCAGUCGUUUAGUAGUAUGUAAUGGACCCUGUUUUACGUAUAAUAUUGUUAUCCCCUUUCUCCUCUUUUUGUACAUACAAGGCUAUUUUAGGCGCAAUAAAGCGUGUGUUUUAAUUUGAA